This is a messenger RNA of Salpingoeca rosetta, 630 nucleotides long. RefSeq lists its product as uncharacterized. Lineage: Eukaryota; Choanoflagellata; Craspedida; Salpingoecidae. The annotation marks the transcript as partial. The record is from RefSeq and is a predicted model, not a curated record. The transcript has a single exon.
ACAACAACAACAACAACAACAAUACUAUCAGCAGCAACAACAGCCGCACUAUCAGCAGCAACACCAAUAUUCCCACUAUCCACAACCACCACCACCACCACCACAACCACAACCACAACAACAACAACAACAACUCCAACAACAACAACAACUCCAACAACAACAACAACUCCAACUCCAACAACAACUCCAACUCCAACAAUAUUCCCACUAUCCACAGCAUCAGCAACAGUACUACCAUCACCAUCAACACGCGUACACUCAAUACUACCAGCAGCACCCGCACCACGGCCACCAACAGCAGGCCUAUUAUCCUCAACAGUACGGCUACCACCAGCCACCACCACCACCUCCCCCUGGUUGACAAGUCUUGAUGGUUCCGCGUGUGUUUGUGUGUUGACUGCUCAAUGGCACAGUGUCUUCCCUGUCUGUUUCUCCCCGUCUCCCCUCCCUUUGGUCCCCCAGCCAACCUCUGAGGUGUUGUCAUGGCAUCACAUAAAACCAGGUGAUGCCGUACGUGCGCACAAGUUGAUGGUUGCAUGUAUUUGGAAACACUGCGCUGUGCCGACUGCCGAACGAGACACUACACGUGCCACCGCUACACGCGGGCAGAAACACAUACACACAUGA